Rubroshorea leprosula is the source of this 1638-nucleotide messenger RNA. Lineage: Eukaryota; Viridiplantae; Streptophyta; Magnoliopsida; Malvales; Dipterocarpaceae. The record is from the annotation of a GenBank genome assembly.
UUGGUUUUCCUCUCUCUGUUUUCACUUUCACCCUUUUUGUUGACUCAAUGAAAAAAAGGAAAGUGAAUUUUGGAUAGCAUACUCAGUUGAUCGUGGUUUCUAUAUUUGUGGAGGAACGAGAAAAAUUAACAAGUCUGAGAUCGCACGCUUUUUCUACGAUCUCUCCCUUUCCUAUUUGAGUAAUUCUGUGCACAUUUUAAGUUCUAAUCCCCGCAGUUUGUCUCUGAAUGAAGUGAAAGCCAAACCGAGCCGUCACCGCCUCCGCCUCCAGUGAAGAUUCCAGAAUCAGCAAUGCGCGCUAUAGUCGGGAAUCUGGACCGUUUUCUCGACUCCGUCACUCCUAAUCCUCCUUCUCGCUACCUUCACAAGAGCUGUGUGCAUGAUCUAAACAGCCUCUGGGAGCCAAUUAGCAAGGAUGUUGUUGAAUAUUACACUUUGGGAGAUCUUUGGAAUUGCUAUGAAGAAUGGAGUGCAUAUGGUGUUGGGACUGAUGUGGUUUUGAACAAUGGUGACUGUGUUACCCAAUACUAUGUUCCGUAUCUAUCAGCUAUUCAGAUUUACACUAACAAGUUUGGUUCAGCUUCCAGAAUCCCAAAGCAAGAUAAUGAUGAAGUAGAAUUUGAAAGUGAUUCCUGGAGUGAUGACAGCACAAGUGACAAACUAUCAAGGUCUCCAAGCAACAACUCCAGCAGAACUUGGGAUGCCACUUCUGAAGAUUCAAAUUCAGACCAAGAUGCUUCAUGGCAACUGAAGGAUAAGUUUGGCUACCGUUACUUACAGUAUUUUGAGAUCUCAUGUCCUUACUGGAGGGUUCCACUUAAGGACAAGGUAACUGAAUUAUCUCAGCAUUAUCCUAGACUAAUGACGCUGAGGAGUGUGGAUCUUGCUCCAGCAAGUUGGAUAGCUGUAGCAUGGUAUCCUAUAUAUCAUAUUCCAUCUCAACGAAAUGACAAGGACUUGUGUGCUUGCUUCCUCACUUUCCAUACACUAUCCUCGUGUUUCCUAGAUAGCGGUGUCGAGCACUACAACAUUUCAGGGAAGGAAACUCACUAUUCUAAAGAAGUGAAAGAAAAAGAAAUCAGCGCAGUCAAGAUUUCACUUUCUCCCUUUGGCCUUGCAACUCACAAGAUGCAAGGAGAUCUUUGGGUAAAACCAGACACCCUUGAGCAUGAAAACAUGGAAAAUCUUAAAAGUGCUGCAUCUUCAUGGUUGAAGCAGCUUGAAAUCGAACACCACGACUUUAAAUAUUUUAAGUUGCACACUGCCGUGUAAAUUAGCAUGUGUUUAUGACUCCGUUUUAUUUCAAUCUCCUAGCUACCACUUUUUAAAAAUUCCCCAAUUCCAGCUUUUGUGCUCAGUAAUUUAGCCAUGAGGUUGGCUAUGUGUAAUCAAUGCAAACCGAUGGUUUGUUGUAGGAAGUUUUGUGCUGGGGGGUUUUAGCGGACUGAGUCGUUUUAUUUAGGUUGAGGGGCUUUUGACAGAAAAAUGGAGAAGUUUGGAACUUGUAAAAGUAUAUGGCUCUUUUGUAGUUCAAAUUUUGCUUUUCAACGUCUUUUCCCAUUCAAGAGCCAUGUUAGACAUGGUUAUAACUUUUGAUAUGUAGCCAUGUAUGGUAAAAGACGUUAGGUGUUUAAACCU